Chara braunii is the source of this 979-nucleotide messenger RNA. The record is from the annotation of a GenBank genome assembly. Lineage: Eukaryota; Viridiplantae; Streptophyta; Charophyceae; Charales; Characeae.
CAGUGUGUCUGGUCGGAGUAAAGGUCACGUGGAUGCGGCACGGGGAUCACCGCCAGUGGACCGAGUACCUUGAGCUGCUUAUCAUCCAGGCGUGGCGAGCGGGAGUGGAGGGCGAUCUGCUCAGAUUCCUUUUCAGAUCGGCGCGGCCCGAUCAUCGCCAACUGAUCGUGAAGGAGCUAACGGUCCCCCUUGCACAGCUGGCCGACGAUCUCCCACUUGAGAUCGUCUCACAAAGUGACGACAACCCAGUUCCGCACGUUCUCACACGGACCUUGGCGCCAUAUCUUCAAUGGUCGGCGUGCUUGGAGGAACCGGGAAGCGGCCGCAACCCAUCGUCACGGCGAGGUUAUCUGGACCCGCACGAAAUAGUCGAUCUCGCCUUCUUUCAAGAUCGAACGGCCUCCGAGAACGAGGAGGAAGAGAUUGAAGCAGAAGAAGAAAGCUCGGAAGAAGAAGAAGCCGAAGAAGAGGCCGACGAGGAAGAAACUCCCGAAGAGGGGAGUUACAGUGAGCACAGCGAAGGUGAGCAAAGUGAGGAGGAGGAGGAGGAAGAAGAACAAGACGAUGAGGAGGAAGAAGAAGGAGACCAGGAGGAGUUAGAGGAGUCCGAGUGGGAAGGAAUUGAGGAGGAAGUGCGCGACGAGGCUCGGGCGCAGGCCCAGGCGCAGAAGAAGGAAGAGAUCGCGGUCGGGAAGCGACAGUUGGAAUUCGCCAGCACAGCCGGCCAGCCGCUUACCGACGAUCCGGCCCGGGAUCCAGAGCUUCCUAAGCCCGAGGAUGGAGAGAUAGCUGCCGAGACUUCGGCCGCACCGGCAAAACGGCGACGAAGCCGAUCCCCCUCCCCCUUCGCCACCGACCGCCCACCAACUCGUCCACGUACCGAUGCGGGACAUCGGACUUCGUCCCCGGUCGUUAUUCCGCCGUCCCCUUGACCACCUCUCUUUCCGCCAGAUUACCACUCGCGUCACCUUCCCCAACA